Molecule: messenger RNA, 1143 nt
Organism: Ceratotherium simum simum (southern white rhinoceros)
Lineage: Eukaryota; Metazoa; Chordata; Mammalia; Perissodactyla; Rhinocerotidae
Source: RefSeq, a predicted model, not a curated record
AUGCACCAAAUUGCCAUGUUUGCUGGGUGUAAAACCAUGACCUCUGCUGUCCUUGUUCACUGCCUGUGCCAGAAGACAGGGGACGAGCUCCUGGAGAUGUCGCAGAAGAUGAAAUUUCUCACUGUUGAUUUAUCUGGAGAACCCAGAGAGAGUCAUCCCUUCCUGCCCGCUGUGGUUGAUGGAGUGGUGCUGCCAAAGAUGCCUGAAGAGAUUCUGGCUGAAAAGACAUUCAACACUGUUCCCUAUACCGUCGAAAUCAACAAGCAAGAGUUUGGCUGGUUUCUUCCAAGGAUGAUGGGCUACCCACUCUCUGAAGGCAAGCUGGACAAGAAGACGCCCACGUCACUCUUGUGGAAGUCCUACCCCAUGGCUAACAUCCCUGAGGAACUGACUCCAGUGGCCACUGAGAAGUAUUUAGGAGGGACAGACGACCCUGUCAAAGAGAAAGACCUGUUCCUGGAUUUGAUGGGAGAUGUGAUGUUUUGUGUCCCAUCUGUGACCAUGGCCCGUCUCCACAGAGAUGCCUGAGCCCCCACCUACACGUAUGAGUUUCAGUAUCGCCCAAGCUUCUCAUCAGACAUGAAACCCAAGACAGUGAUAGGAGACCAUGGAGAUGAGCUCUUCUCAGUCUAGGCCCAGUUUCUAAAAGAGGGUGCCUCAGAAGGGGAGCUCAAACUCAAGAUGGUGAUGAAAUUCUGGGCCAACUUUCUCUCAACCGGGAACCCCAGUGGGGAGGGGCUGCCCCAUUGGCCAGCAUAUGACCAGAAGGAAGGGUACCUGCAGAUUGGCAUCACCACCCAGGCAGCCCAGAAGCUGAAAGACUAGGAAGUGGCUUUCUGGACCGAGCUCCUGGCCAAAGAGGCAGUGGAGAAGCAACAUCAGACAGAAUAUGUUGAGUUCCGAAUGGGUGGCCCAGAUGGCCUCAGGGGCCUUGGGGAGCUAGUAAGGGGGUAUUCGACAGAUAGUGUUUAUGGACCAAAGAGGCAUCUUAUUGUGGAGGCUGGGGAUUUGUCUGGUGGGAGUAGGCAGGGGCCAGGGUGGGGGAAUUUCUGUAUAUGUGGCCUCAAUUUUGGGAGUAAAUGUUCUUUUGGAGACCAAGUCAGUGUCUGUGUCUUGGGCUGGAGGUUAAGCCAUCAUCCUUAG